CAGUUGAAUAUACAUGGCGACAAUAUGUUUCAGAAGAAUCCUUAAUGAGAAAUAAAUAUGCGAUCGCAGGUUUGACAGAUGAUAGCGUGGAUAAAUUGCAUUUCGAACUUUACAGAGAAGAAGAUAUUAUUUACAAUGAAGAAAUAGAUCCUAUCGCACGCAAAAUUGAGUUAUCACGUAUAGUAGGACGUAAAGUUGUGGGUCAAGUGUUUGGUACUGCGGUUAGUCCAUCAUGGUGGUCUUACAUGUGGCUAAACGAGGGUAUUGCUACGUUGUUCGGCGUGUACAUAAUCAAUCAG
Molecule: messenger RNA, 299 nt
Organism: Pogonomyrmex barbatus (red harvester ant)
Lineage: Eukaryota; Metazoa; Arthropoda; Insecta; Hymenoptera; Formicidae
Product: aminopeptidase N-like
Biological process (GO): proteolysis; peptide catabolic process
Cellular component (GO): membrane; cytoplasm
Molecular function (GO): zinc ion binding; metalloaminopeptidase activity; peptide binding
Source: RefSeq, a predicted model, not a curated record